Molecule: messenger RNA, 1596 nt
Organism: Benincasa hispida (wax gourd)
Lineage: Eukaryota; Viridiplantae; Streptophyta; Magnoliopsida; Cucurbitales; Cucurbitaceae
Product: 7-deoxyloganetic acid glucosyltransferase-like
Molecular function (GO): quercetin 7-O-glucosyltransferase activity; quercetin 3-O-glucosyltransferase activity
Source: RefSeq, a predicted model, not a curated record
ACAUUCAGGCUGUGUGAACCACAUAUUCGCAUACAUACGAUGGUCAUGGAAGGAAAACCACAAGCUCCCCAUGUUCUAAUCUUCCCUCUUCCCUUUCAAGGCCAUAUCAACUCGAUGCUGAAGCUCGCGGAGCUUCUUUCACUGGCCGGCAUCACCAUAACAUUCCUCAACACCCCUCACUCCCACCACCAACUCACUCACCACUCCGACGUUCUCUCUCGCUUCUCUCGCUUUCCCACCUUCCGUUUCUGCACCAUCACCGACGGCCUUUCACCAGACCACCCACGAACCAUCGAGUUCUUCGCCCAGAUCAUCGCCUCCUUUGACACCGUCACCAAGCCGAUUUUCAAACACUGGCUGAUUUCGGGCCAUUUCGGUCCCGACCUCACGUGCGUUGUGCUCGAUGCAUUCUUUAAGAAUCUUAUUGAUGCUGAGGAUGCUGAAAUUAAACAGCCCAUUUUUGGUUUCCGGACUGUCAGUGGUUGUUCCGUUUGGGCUUAUUUACGUGUUCCUCAUCUCAUUGAAGACGGCCAACUUCCGAUUAGAGGAGAGGAAGACAUGGACAGAAUGAUAACAAACAUACCAGCCAUGGAAAAUCUUCUCAGAUGCAGAGACCUCCCUGGUUUCUGCCGGGUCACUGACACAAACGACUCUGUUCUUCAAUUCGUCGUCAAACAAACUCAACAAAGCUACCAAUUUCACGCCCUCAUAUUGAAUUCAUUCGAAGAUUUAGAAGGGCCCAUUCUCUCUAACAUUCGAACUUUAUGCCCAAACCUCUACGCCAUCGGACCCCUUCACGCCCUUCUCAAAACCAAACUCUCCCACGAAACAGAGUCGAUGAACAAUCUCUGGCAAGUCGACCAGAGCUGUCUGGCGUGGCUGGAUAAUCAACCGCCGGGAUCCGUCAUUUACGUCAGUUUCGGAAGCAUUACAGUGAUGGGGAAUCGGGGGCUGAUGGAGUUUUGGCAUGGACUGGUGAAAAGUGGGAGGAAUUUUUUGUGGGUCAUACGGCCGGACCUUGUGAAGGGCGGGGAGAUCGAAAUUCCGGCGGAGUUGGAGGAAGGGACGAAACAGAGAGGGUACAUCGUGGGAUGGGCUCCGCAAGAGAAAGUGCUUUCUCACGAAGCAGUUGGUGGGUUUUUGACUCACAGUGGUUGGAAUUCGACUUUGGAGAGCAUAGUCGCCGGGAAGCCGAUGGUUUGUUGGCCGUAUACGGCGGAUCAGCAGGUGAAUAGUAGAUUUGUGAGCAAUGUGUGGAAAUUGGGAGUGGAUAUGAAGGAUUUGUGCGAUAGAGAAAGUGUAGCAACAAUGGUGAAUGAUGUUAUGGUGAAUAGAAAAGAGGAAUUUAUGAGAUCGGCGAGUGAGAUGGCUGAGUUGGCUGGGCGAAGCGUAAGCCCAGGUGGAUCGUCCUAUGCUGAUUUCGAUCGUCUUGUAAAUGAGAUUAGAUUGCUUAGCCAAUAGAUAGAAUAAAGAGCCAAUGUCGUUCUUACAUCUCUGUUUUUUCUUCUAAAAUGUGAAAACAACAUUUGAAUGGAUGAUUUUUGUGUUUGUAUUGAUAAAUUAUACACAUAUAAAUAGUUUAGUACAACACUAAAA